Molecule: messenger RNA, 3601 nt
Organism: Trichosurus vulpecula (common brushtail)
Lineage: Eukaryota; Metazoa; Chordata; Mammalia; Diprotodontia; Phalangeridae
Gene: FGFR2
Product: fibroblast growth factor receptor 2
Exons: 18
Coding region: 634-3156 (840 amino acids)
Biological process (GO): positive regulation of cell population proliferation; positive regulation of kinase activity; fibroblast growth factor receptor signaling pathway
Cellular component (GO): membrane; signaling receptor complex
Molecular function (GO): ATP binding; fibroblast growth factor binding; fibroblast growth factor receptor activity
Source: RefSeq, a predicted model, not a curated record
GGGAGUGUGUGUAUGUGUGUCCGUGUGUAUGUGCCGGAGAAAAAGCGAUCUUAGACUUGACAAAGCUUUCAAGAUUCCAACGGGGAAUUCUGCGUGAAGUCUGCCUGGAUCCGGGACGACUCUUUUUAGAGAGCGAUGUUUUCGGCUGGAAACUACUCUUUGCUCUUCCAAGGCUGGAGGUGUCGGACAAGCUUUAACUGUUCAGAAGUGGAAAAAAAGUUUUGUUGAUGAAACUUAAGGGUUGAUUUCUUUCUUUUUCUUUUUUUUCCUUCUUCAAUCUGAAGCCUGCCCGCGGAUCACAGGAGUCAUGUUUGCACUCUUCCAUAACCUGGGUUUUGCAUCCAAGUUUUGAGUACCUCGAACCGGGAAUAACUGAGGGACAAUUGUUUUCUUCUGGUUACUUUUUCCCCCUUGAGUUUUCCCCCAAAGAGACCCGGGGUUCGUCACUUUGAUUCAUCCUGUACAUACGCGCCUGCUGCUGGGGCAGAAAGGCACAUCGCAUUUUCUCGGAGCUUUGCCAUUCAAGAAGCAGCAGUAGCAGCAGCAGCAGCAGCCACAAUAGCAGCCACAUUUCUGAGCCCUUUGGAGGCUGAAGGGAUUGCUCGUGGUCCAUGCUUGUAUAGAGGUGUUCAGAUGGGAUUAAUGUCCACAUGGAACUAUGGAAAAGGACCCGGGAUUGGCACAGUGAAGAUGGUCAGCUGGGGUCGAUUCAUAUGCCUGGUCUUGGUCACCAUGGCAACCUUUUCCCUGGCCAGACCAUCAUUCAAUUUGGUUGAGGAUACCACCUUAGAACCUGAAGAGCCGCCAACCAAAUACCAAAUCUCUCAGCCAGAUGUACAUGCUGUUCUGCCAGGAGAGCCCCUUGAAUUGCGCUGCCCGUUGAAAGACGCCAUCAUGAUCAGUUGGACUAAGGAUGGGGUACAAUUGGGGCCCAACAAUAGGACAGUUCUUUUUGGGGAAUACUUGCAGAUUAAAGGUGCCAUUCCUAGAGAUUCCGGCCUCUAUGCUUGCACAGCUGCUAGGACUGUAGACAGUGAAACCUUGUACUUCAUGGUCAAUGUUACAGAUGCGAUUGCCUCAGGAGAUGAUGAAGAUGACAAUGAAGGCUCUGAGGAUUUUGUGAAUGAUAACAAUAACAUGAGAGCACCAUAUUGGACCCAUACAGAGAAGAUGGAAAAACGAUUACAUGCUGUCCCAGCAGCUAAUACAGUGAAAUUUCGUUGUCCUGCUGGAGGGAAUCCAGUACCAAGUAUGAGAUGGUUAAAGAAUGGAAAAGAAUUCAAGCAAGAGCAUCGAAUUGGUGGAUAUAAGGUACGAAACCAGCACUGGAGUCUUAUCAUGGAGAGUGUGGUUCCAUCUGACAAAGGGAAUUAUACAUGUGUAGUUGAAAAUGAAUAUGGAUCCAUCAACCACACAUACCAUCUUGAUGUUGUUGAACGAUCUCCCCACCGGCCCAUCCUCCAAGCGGGACUGCCAGCAAAUGCUUCUACAGUGGUUGGGGGUGAUGUGGAGUUUGUCUGCAAAGUCUACAGUGAUGCCCAGCCCCACAUUCAAUGGAUCAAACAUGUGGAAAAGAAUGGCAGUAAAUAUGGGCCGGAUGGAUUACCCUACCUUAAAGUUCUGAAGCAUUCGGGGAUUAAUAGUUCCAAUGCAGAAGUGCUGACUCUGUACAAUGUGACUGAGGCGGACGCUGGAGAAUAUAUUUGUAAGGUCUCCAAUUAUAUAGGGGAGGCCAACCAGUCUGCCUGGCUCACUGUUCUGCCAAAUAAACAAGCACCUGUAAGAGAAAAGGAGAUUACAGCUUCCCCAGAGUACCUGGAGAUAGCCAUUUACUGCAUAGGGGUAUUCUUAAUUGCCUGUAUGGUGGUGACGGUUGUGUUAUGUCGCAUGAAGACAACUACCAAGAAGCCGGACUUCAGCAGCCAACCAGCUGUGCACAAGCUGACCAAGCGCAUCCCCUUGAGGAGACAGGUAACAGUGUCUGCUGACUCCAGCUCCUCUAUGAACUCCAAUACACCCUUGGUGAGAAUAACAACUCGACUGUCCUCGACGGCUGAUGCCCCAAUGUUGGCAGGGGUCUCUGAAUACGAAUUGCCUGAGGACCCAAAAUGGGAAUUUCCAAGAGACAAGCUGACGCUGGGCAAACCCCUUGGGGAAGGUUGCUUUGGGCAAGUUGUAAUGGCAGAAGCAGUGGGAAUCGACAAAGACAAGCCUAAGGAAGCGGUUACUGUGGCAGUGAAGAUGUUGAAAGAUGAUGCUACGGAGAAAGAUCUUUCUGACCUAGUAUCAGAGAUGGAGAUGAUGAAGAUGAUUGGAAAACACAAAAAUAUCAUAAAUCUUCUUGGAGCCUGUACCCAGGAUGGUCCACUGUAUGUGAUAGUUGAGUAUGCUUCUAAAGGAAACCUACGAGAAUACCUCCGAGCUCGGAGACCACCUGGGAUGGAAUAUUCAUUUGACAUUAACCGGGUACCAGAAGAACAGAUGACUUUCAAAGACUUGGUAUCCUGCACGUACCAACUAGCAAGAGGCAUGGAAUACUUAGCAUCACAAAAAUGCAUUCACCGAGACUUAGCAGCCAGAAAUGUUUUGGUGACUGAAAACAAUGUGAUGAAAAUAGCAGAUUUUGGCCUGGCCAGAGAUAUCAACAACAUCGAUUACUAUAAAAAGACCACAAAUGGACGACUCCCUGUCAAAUGGAUGGCUCCUGAGGCUCUUUUUGAUAGGGUGUAUACACAUCAAAGUGACGUCUGGUCAUUUGGGGUGUUAAUGUGGGAGAUCUUCACUUUAGGGGGAUCACCCUACCCAGGAAUCCCAGUGGAGGAACUUUUUAAGCUGCUUAAGGAAGGCCAUAGGAUGGACAAACCAGCCAACUGCACCAAUGAGCUGUAUAUGAUGAUGCGGGAUUGUUGGCAUGCAGUACCCUCUCAAAGACCAACAUUUAAGCAGUUGGUGGAAGACUUGGACCGAAUUCUCACUCUUACAACUAAUGAGGAAUACUUGGACCUGAGUGGACCUCUGGAACAGUAUUCCCCCAGUUAUCCUGAUACGAGGAGCUCUUGUUCUUCCGGAGAUGACUCUGUGUUUUCUCCAGAUCCAAUGCCUUAUGAACCAUGCCUUCCCAAGUAUCAGCACAUAAAUGGCACUGUUAAAACAUGAAAAAAAAGUGAGUUCUCACUUCUUCAAAGAGAAGGAGACUUGGGAACUUUGAACACCAACCUACCUACAAUGAGCAGGGAGAUGUUUUCUCCAGGAAUGUGUUGUUUCGGCUUGUAUAUAUGAAUAAUAAGGAAUAAAUAAUACUUGGAGAAAAAAUGGUCGGGACACGUGUAAGGAUUUAUACAUUUUGAAGCUCUUAACCUUCACCAGGAAAAGAUGAAUGUUUAUGGGAGUGGACAGCACCAACUAGCACACCACAUCAACUUUCUGGCCUGCUGGAAGCAGCAACUGGAAAUUUACUGGCAAUGGACUUUUGGACUUAAGGCGAACACAAGUUCUGCCUUCCUUGUUUAUUUUGUAAUAUUUGGAGAAAAUAUAUGUCAGCACAUACUUACAGAGCACAAAUGCAGUAUAUAGUGCUGGAUGUAUGUAAAUAUAUUCAAAG